GAUCCUUCAAAAAUACCACAAUGAUUGAUUUCUCUCAUCUUCACAGGAGCUGAUAUUCAAUGGCUGGAAGCGGAGGUGCCAGGAGGCUGAGAUGAAUAUGACUACUAUCCUACAAGAGAUUUUGAUUAAAAGAUCCCAGCAGAAGAAGAGGACUUCUCCCUUAAACUACAAAGAGAGGCUUUUUGUACUUACAAAGUCCAUGCUAACAUAUUAUGAAGGUCGAGCAGAGAAAAAGUACAGAAAAGGAUCUGUUGACAUUUCAAGGAUAAAAUGUGUAGAAGUUGUCAAAAAUGAUGGCAUUAGUCCCUGUCAAAAUAAGUAUCCGUUUCAGGUUGUGUAUGAUGCUAAUACACUUUAUAUUUUUGCACCAAGUGCACAAAGCCGGGAUCAGUGGGUGAGGAAUCUGAAGGAAGAAAUAAAGAACAACAGUGAUAUAAUGGUGAAAUAUCAUCCUAAAUUCUGGACGGAGGGAAUUUAUCAGUGCUGCAGACAGACAGAAAAAUUAGCACCUGGCUGUGAAAAAUACAAUCUUUUUGAAAGCAGUAUAAGGAAAGCACCCUCUCCAAUGCCAGAACAAAGUAGGCGAAGGCCUCCACCACCAGCUCCUCCAGAAGAAAAUGACACGGAAGAGGAAGAAAUAGUGGUAGCGAUGUAUGACUUCCAGCCUACAGAGCAUCAUGAUUUAAGAUUAGAGAAAGGUGAAGAGUAUACGAUAAUAGAAAAAAACGACAUUCACUGGUGGAAGGCAAGAGAUAAAUACGGAAAUCAGGGCUAUAUUCCAAGCAACUAUGUAACAGGAAAGAAGUCCAACAACCUUGAUCAAUAUGAACAACUCCUUAGAAAUGAGGACAAAGAAGGUGGUUUUGUGGUGAGAGACUCAAGUCAGCCAGGCUUGUAUACAGUUUCCCUUUACACAAAAUUUGGAGGAGAAGGCUCAUCAGGGAUAAGACACUACCAUAUAAAAGAGACAGUGACGUCACCAAAACAGUUCUACCUCGCGGAAAAACAUCUUUUUAACUCCAUUCCAGAAAUAAUCGAGUAUCAUAAACAUAAUGCAGCAGGUCUUGUUACCAGGCUGCGCUACCCAGUGACCCCAAAGAUGAGGACAGCGCCAACAACUGCAGGUUUCAGCUAUGAGAAAUGGGAAAUUAAUCCAUCAGAGCUGACCUUCAUGAGAGAGCUGGGGAGUGGUCUCUUCGGAGUCGUGCGCCUGGGGAAGUGGCGGGCGCAGUACAAAGUGGCCAUCAAGGCAAUUCGAGAAGGUGCCAUGUAUGAAGAGGACUUCAUUGAAGAAGCUAAAGUGAUGAUGAAAUUAACACAUCCUAAAUUAGUUCAGCUGUACGGUGUGUGCACCCAACAGAGACCUAUUUACAUAGUGACUGAAUUCAUGGAGCACGGCUGCCUGCUGAACUACCUGCGGCAAAAACGUGGGCUGCUGAGCAAAGACAUCCUGCUGACCAUGUGCCAAGACGUGUGCGAGGGGAUGGAGUACCUGGAGAGGAACAGCUUCAUCCACAGGGACCUGGCUGCCAGAAACUGCUUAGUGAAUGAUUCAGGAGUGGUCAAAGUGUCUGAUUUUGGCAUGACAAGGUAUGUCCUGGAUGAUCAGUACACGAGCUCCUCAGGGGCUAAAUUCCCUGUGAAGUGGUGUCCCCCAGAAGUUUUUAAUUAUAGCCGAUUCAGCAGCAAAUCAGAUGUCUGGUCAUUUGGUGUUUUUAUGUGGGAAGUGUUUACAGAAGGAAAAAUGCCCUUUGAAAAAAGCUCCAAUUAUGAAGUGGUAACUAUGGUUAGCCAAGGACAUCGUCUGUAUCGGCCCAAACUGGCCUGCAAGCUGGUGUAUGAUGUCAUGAUGAUGUGCUGGCAGGAGAAACCAGAGGCACGGCCUACCUUUGAAGACUUGCUUCACAUAAUCAUUGACAUUGCUGAGGGUGAAGAAGCUUUCUGAAAAAGAA
Tinamus guttatus (white-throated tinamou) is the source of this 1952-nucleotide messenger RNA. The record is from RefSeq and is a predicted model, not a curated record. NCBI's taxonomy places the organism in Eukaryota, Metazoa, Chordata, Aves, Tinamiformes, Tinamidae.